ACGACGUCGACAAGUAUGUGCCGGACAGGGAGUUACGCGUACACCGGGUCGCUGUUAAUAUUUGUGAUUAGUUCCUGUCGGGGAGUGGAAGUCCACGACUUCGUCAGCCACCCUACGACCGUGAAGGCCACCGAGAACAACACCGUGCUGUUGCCCUGCUACCUCAACACCCUGUCCAAUGAUGGGGCUUACGCCAAAGCGGUUCGAUGGUACAAAGACGAUUAUCUUUUGGCGGACAGUGAAAAUGAGACAAUGAUACUUCCUGAGAGGCAUACUUUAUGGGCGAACGGGUCCCUGGAAAUAAACACGGUCGAACCGGUUGACACAGGGGAGUACACGUGCGAAAUCGAAAGACCCGAGCCUUGGGGUACCGUCAAGCAAAGGCACGCCAUAGAGGUGUUACAUUCUCCAUCAGUCGAACCCUUUCCGUCUACGGGGUUCCUUCAAGUCAAGCUUGGAGAGGACGUCCGAAUGUCUUGCAAAGGAAGCGGAGUUCCUUACCCCAUAAUCUCGUGGGCAAGUAAGGGUGAAGAGCUAAAGUUGCUGGAUCACCGAGAAGUGUUAAAAUUCGCAGCAUCUGACAGAUAUCUCGCAGGAAUAUACGAAUGCAUCGCUAAUAAUGGAGUCGGUGAACCAGCAAGAGCGCAGAUCCAACUCAGUAUAAUAUAUCCCCCCGAAUUAACAACUCUGCGUUCGUGGAUCCACACUGCUCCGGGGCUCAGGGUUCAAAUGGACUGCAAAAUAUCUGCGGAUCCGCAAGCUACCGUGACCUGGCUAAAAGGGGAAGUACCGGUUCCCCUAGACAACAGGGUAAUUUCCUUGGUAGAUGGAGAUAAAUACACUUUAUUGAUAAGAAACGUACAAAGGAGCGAUUUCGGGAUAUACACUUGCAGGGCUAUUAACGAACUGGGACAAGGAGAGCUACACAUACAACUUUCAGGAGUGCCAAAUCCCGGGGUGUUCAAAAAAACCGACGAGAAAAACAUACACGCCAGAGACUGGUACACCUUGAUUUGGGAGGUCGACAGCUACACUCCGAUCAUAGAGUACAGCUUGUGGUUCAGACCCUACAAACCGAGGAGUGGGAUAAAUCGGCCCAAUUGGACGAAACUGACUAUUCCCACCGAACACAGUUCGGGCCCGGUCUACUCCAAAUCUUACACCAUCCGAGGGCUUCGAGAAAGAACCGUUUACGAGGCCCUUCUCGUGUCUAGGAAUCGGUACGGGUGGUCGAAACCGUCGCCGAUUUUAAGAUUCGCAACAGCCGGAGCAGAGUUAGAAGAGGAAAUGAUGACUACUGUCCAAGUGAGCAUUCCCGAGAGUGUUAUAACGGUCUCGGAUUUAAGUUCAAAGGCAACGAACCUAAACGUUUCUGGGUUAAUAUACAAGACUGUAAUAUUGAAUGUAUUGAUACAUUAUACAUAUAUUACAAUAAACUAUUUAACGUAA
Molecule: messenger RNA, 1449 nt
Organism: Anoplophora glabripennis (Asian longhorned beetle)
Lineage: Eukaryota; Metazoa; Arthropoda; Insecta; Coleoptera; Cerambycidae
Product: limbic system-associated membrane protein-like
Exons: 7
Coding region: 16-1449 (477 amino acids)
Biological process (GO): homophilic cell-cell adhesion; synapse organization
Cellular component (GO): axon; plasma membrane; neuronal cell body
Molecular function (GO): protein binding; axon guidance receptor activity
Source: RefSeq, a predicted model, not a curated record